Molecule: messenger RNA, 2167 nt
Organism: Anastrepha obliqua
Lineage: Eukaryota; Metazoa; Arthropoda; Insecta; Diptera; Tephritidae
Gene: gbb
Product: protein 60A
Exons: 6
Coding region: 686-2095 (469 amino acids)
Biological process (GO): BMP signaling pathway; SMAD protein signal transduction
Cellular component (GO): extracellular region
Molecular function (GO): growth factor activity; cytokine activity
Source: RefSeq, a predicted model, not a curated record
UCGCGCAAUGCACUUCAAUGCUACGGGUUGUGGUGGCGCCGUCAAUUGGUUUCGCUUACAACAAAUACGCCAGUAAUGAGAAAAACAUACUCCUCAGUGCAUAUAAUAUAUUAUAAAAAAAAUAACAAGAUUUUAAAAAAUAACAUUGAAAACGCUCAGCAAAGGUCUAACAAUACAAACUACUCUGUAGUCUCAAGCAAGUGCGUCGGGAUUUGCAAAACUUAUUGUGGCAACUAUUUAUAAAUCGCGGGGUAUUGUUAUUUAAAAGGAGGAAAUAUACAAUUUUGGUUUUUAUCAAAUACUUAUAAGCAAUAAAAUAAAUAAAUAAAUAGUUACGUGGGAAAUCCGUCGAACUUUUUAAAAAGGAACAAUUUUAAAGAUUCGGGUGGUGAAAAAACAAGUUUACUACUUUGGAACAUUUUCUAGCAGAAAAUGUAGUUUGCGAAAACUAUAAUUUUUGGACGUGAACUAUUUUGCAAAUGUGAGCACAAAAUCUACGCGAAAUUUUCUUUCUAUAAAGCAAUACAUACCCAUUAUUAAAUAAUACAUACAACGAAGGAAAAUAUUAAUGCCUCGAAUCGUCUAAGAAAUGCAAUAAUAUUGAUAUACGUUUUUGUUAAACGGAAAAAAUUCAAAUCUGCAAAAGAUCAACCAAAUCAUUUGCAUACAUCGAUACACUCUAAUAAUGCAUUCAAAAGUUUUACCACUGCGUCAGCGUCUGAGAAGUAACACGGCCAGCCCUAGCGCCACUCAGCUGAAUCCCUUAAAUGUGCUGCACACGAUAUUCUUUUCGGCAUUGCUGGGACCAUUCCUCGUGUUACUGCUGCUUUCCCAGCUAAGUGUAGAUAUAGAUUAUAGACUGUUGAGUGGGAAAGGUGGCCCCCGGAUGUUAGUAGCGGCAAGUCAAUCGGGCAUUUACAUAGAUAAUGGCAUCGAUCAGACAAUAAUGCAUCGCGCUUUGGACGAGGAUGAUAAAAUGGAUGCGUCUUAUGAGAUUUUGGAGUUUCUGGGAUUGUCGGAGAGGCCACGACGGAAGCAUGGUCAUUUAUCACUGAGAAAAUCGGCACCACAAUUUCUGCUCGAUGUUUAUCAUCGAUUAACCGAAGAGGAGAAUUCAGAAGCGCAAACUCGUACGAAACGUGACCUCGAAGAACAAGAGAAUUUUAUAACAGAUCUGGACAAGCAAGCAAUCGACCAGAGUGAUAUUAUAAUGACAUUUUUAAAUAGAAACCACCAUGUCGAUGAGGUCCGUCACGAGCAUGGUCGGCGGCUUUGGUUUAAUGUGUCCGAUGUACCUGACGAUAAUUAUCUAAUGAUGGCUGAGCUGCGUAUAUAUCAAAAUCCAACUCAGGGCAAAUGGAUGACCAGCGGCAAGGAGUUCACCAUCACUGUUUAUUCAAUUAUUAAUAUGGAGGGCCGACGUGAAUUGGAGGUGCUCUCCUCAGUUAAUACGACAUCAGAUUAUCAGGGUUGGUUGGAAUUGAAUGUGACACAAGGCUUGGAUAUUUGGUUGCAUGAUCACAAAAGCAAUAAGGGACUCUAUAUUGGAGCACAUGCGGUGAAUAAGCCGGAAAGAGAGGUGAAAUUGGACGAUAUUGGUUUGGUGCAUCCGAAAGGUGAUGAUGAGUAUCAGCCAUUCAUGAUUGGUUUCUUUCGUGGCCCUGAGCUCAUUAAAUCUGCUAACCGUCAUAGUCGAAAGAAGCGCAAUACCCCGCAUGUACGCCGUCGUAAGAAGUCCGAAAUGAUAAACCCGUUCCUUGAAGGAACUGUUGAAAAUAUGCGUAGUUGCCAAAUGCAGACUCUCUAUAUCGACUUCAAAGAUCUGGGCUGGCAUGAUUGGAUCAUUGCGCCAGAUGGGUAUGGCGCUUACUAUUGCAGUGGUGAAUGCAAUUUUCCACUUAAUGCUCAUAUGAAUGCCACGAAUCAUGCCAUUGUUCAGACUUUGGUGCAUUUGUUGGAGCCGAAAAAGGUGCCGAAGCCUUGUUGUGCCCCAACACGUUUAGGUGCUUUACCCGUCCUCUACCAUUUGAACGAAGAGAAUGUUAAUUUAAAAAAAUAUAAAAAUAUGAUUGUGAAAAGUUGUGGCUGUCAUUAAAUAUGAAGUAAGAGAAAAACAUUACAAACAAACGAGAUUAAUAAAAAUAAAAAUAAUUAGUAAUAAAAAUAA